Molecule: messenger RNA, 1572 nt
Organism: Rotaria sp. Silwood2
Lineage: Eukaryota; Metazoa; Rotifera; Eurotatoria; Philodinida; Philodinidae
Source: the annotation of a GenBank genome assembly
AUGAAUGAUGAAAAUCUUUCAUUUGAUACAAAUCAAAUAUCAUCCGAUGAACAACUUUCACAAAUAAUUGAUUCAAUUAAUCUUUCAACUGCAUGUGAAGAUACAAAUACUGAUGAGUCCCAAACAAAAUCAUCAACAACUACAACUCGUACAUCAGGACAAACAGCAAUUGGUGCUAAACUUGUUAAAAAAUUAGAAACAUUUGCUGCUACUUCAAAAGAACCUAAACCAACUAAUAGUAAAACAUCAACAACAACAGCAGCAGCAGCGGCAGCAAGUAAUGCAACUUCUUCAACAACGAACAAUGAAUCUGAAUCACGUCGAAAUAUUACUAAAGCUGCUAAAAAUAUUGUAAAAAGUUUAACGGAUCCCGAUCCACAAAAAAAUUUAUUAACAUUAGCAACAAAAAUAGCUGAAUUACAAGAACAACAACGAUUGACACAAGCAAAAGCGAAUGAAUCAGAAAAACGAUUAACAAUUCUAAUGCGUGAACGUGAUCAAGCUUUACUUGAGAAUGGUCGUAUCGUAGCAGCCAAAGCAAAACUAGAAAGUCUUUGCCGUGAACUUCAUCGACAUAGUCAACAAAUACGUGAUGAAAGUGCUCAACGACAACGUGAUGAGGAAACAAAACGUCGAGAACUAGCAACGAAAUUUCAGACAACUAUUGAUGAGAUAGCAUCACAGUUAUCGAAUUAUAGUGAAAAAUCAACUUCAUUACGUGAACAAAAUAUUCAAUUAUCUGAAGAAUUAACAUCUGUUGUUAAAAAAUAUGAAUUACGUGAAAAGGAAGUUGAAGCAGCAUUAAAGAAAAGAGAACUUGAAUUACGUUUAACUGAAGCUAGUUUAGAACAAAGUCAUACUUUACUUGAAGAACGAACUGAAUUAAUUAAACAAGAACGACAAGUCAGUGAAGCUGAACGUUUAGUUUUAUAUAAAAAAUGUGAGGAAUUAGCUGCAUCUGAAUUAAGUCUUCGUUCUCAAGUACAAAUGUAUUCGGAACGUUAUCAAGAAUUUCAAAAUGCUAUACAACAAAGUAGUCAAAUGGUUACAUCAUGUCAUGCUGAAAUAGAAAAAAUGGGAAAAAAAAUUAAAAAAUUAGAGAAAGAACGAACUGAUUUCCGACAUCGAUGGGAAGUUGCUGAACAAAGUCAAAGAAAAGCAAAUGAAGAUUUCAAACUUUUGGAGAAAGAAAAACGACAAUUAGAAAUUAAACUUGAUAAACUUGAUAAAUUAAGUCGAGCUUUACAACAAGAACGGUCUGAUUUACAAGCAACAAUUAAAAAAUUAUCGAAAUCUCCAACAACAGUUUCGGCAUUAUCUUCUGUACCACCGACGACAACAACAACAACAACAGUUAGCUCAUCAAUUGAAGAGGAUCCAUCUGUUCAUGUUAACGCAUCAUCAACUUCUGAGGCCACAACGUCGUCAGAGACAGCAGUAAAUGGACAUGAUGUGUCUAAGACUGAUUCUGUUCUGUCAACAACUUCCGACGUUGAUGGAUCUAGUACUGUAUCUGAAUCACCCAAUUUAUAUGACAGCGAAUUGGGUCGUAUUGCAAACACUGUUGAUUAA